UCUAAUAUACGUAACGGUUCUAAUCAAUUUCUUUUAUUUAUUUCCACUUACUUUCAUUUGUUUUAAUAAUGCUCUCGAAAAAAGUUGAUAAGAAACCUCUUGUUGAAAGCAAAAAGUUCGGAACUAAAAGAAGAAAUAAUUUAGAUCAUAUUCCCGAGAAUAGUACCACUACUACCGAACAUAUUUCUGCAUUUCCCUUAUCAUAUAAUAAAUCACAUAAGAAAAUUAAACUCGCCGAAGAAUAUGAUUUAUCAAAUUCUAAUGAUGAAUUGGAUUUAUUUUUUAAUAAAUCUAUUCAUGGUAAAAAUGCUAAAAAUGCUAAAAAUAAUAAAAAGAAAGAUCCUUCCCCAGAACGAUUUAAAAGGUCUUCGUCUAAACGAUCAUUGGGAAAAAAAAAUCGAGAAUCUCAAAUUCGACCAAUUGAUACAAGAAAUCAAAAAUCUUCUCCUAAUAGAUCCUUUGGACAAGCCUCAUCACAUAGAUCGGAAAUAUUUCAAAUGCCUUCUUUUAAAUCAACUUCGAAGAGCGAACCCAAAACACAACCGAUGGAAAUAUCACAAUCGAUCUCGCAAUUUACAGAAUCACCGAUAAAUACCUGGGAAAUAUGUGCAGUUAAACCCAUAAUCGUGAUUACUGAUAAUGUUGACGAUGAUGAUGAUGAUGAACGAUCCAAUACAAGAUCAAAUAGAAAAAAUUCCAACCGUCUAUCACUCACUAAAUCAAAUGAUACCGAAUCAUCUAAGGCCGAAUUAAGAACAAAGGAUGUUCAAUCAUCUCGUAUUAAUAACUUUUAUGACCCUGGCAAGAAACGUGACGAGAAAACUUCUUGGAAUAAGAAGAAAGGAUUACAUGAUCCUUCAUCUCGUCAAAUUUCAAAUGUCUAUGAUCCCAUAUCAAUUUCGGAUGAUGAAAAAAAUAAUGGUUCAUCAAAUACAAGCCAUGAUGAGACCGAAGCAUUUAUUGAUCGAUUUAGAGCCCCCUCGCCCAUAAGAAAUAAAUAUGAAAAUUUACCAGAAAUGGACUUUUUAUCUAUAGAAGAAGAAAUUUUACCGAUACAAAAUAAUUCUUGGAGAAAAAGCGAAGAAUAUAAACUUUGUCCUUUCUGCAAAGAACCAAUUCCAUUUCCACUACCAGAUCGUAUCCGAACUUAUUUGAUUAAGAUAAAUUCUUUGACCCAAGAUAAAUGGUCUAAUAAGGAACAGACACCAUCACUAUCGAUACUUCUUCAACGUCCGAGAAACGUAGUAGAAGAAUUUGAGUUUUGUCGAUUACAUGAGUCAGAAGCUCUCAUCGUUCCAGAAGGUCUCAAAAAAAACUAUCCAAUUAAUAUUAAUUUCGAUAUUCUUCCCAAACGAGUAAAGAAGUUGAUUCCGGAAUUGAUGUUGGUGAUAAAAGGGGAAAUAAAUAGUUCAUACAGGAAUAUUGCAUUAAAUGCAUAUCGGAAAUAUGGUAGAGCACGAGCAAGAAAGCCAACUAUUUUGAUGGGAAGAUUUCAGAAACUUCAGCCCGGAUAUUAUGGAUCUAAAGGAGCAUAUAAAAUACUUUCUACUCUUGUUUCUCUCCUCAUGAAUACAAAUAUCCUUACAAUGGACAUGACAAAGCCACAAGAACCUGUGGAAUAUCUUCAACAAGUACUUGUUCCUGAAACUGCAAUUAGACUUAUUUCCCAGGAUCGUGGAGGUAUUUCUUUAGAUGAAGCAAAAAAAGUUAUGGAAGAUAGUAUAGAAUUCGGAAUGUACGUACAUGAUAUUGAUGAAGAAAUUGAUUAAAAUUUUUAUAUUUUUAUUCAUGUAGUUUUAAAUAUAGCACAAUUUUAUUAAUAAUAUUAAUGAUAUUAUUAAUUUGUUAUCACCUAAGUUAUUGUUAUCAUGUUCUAUUAUUAUCUAUAACGUUAUAAGAUUCCUUUUUUAUAUAAAUGAUUCCCCGAAGAUUUGUUUAUACUUGCUAAUCGUGUGAUUUAAAACGCGAGUGAAAUAUGUUAUAACAAAUCUAGAUUACUCAGAUUAAGGGUCUUACGUUACAUGAAUAUUGGGUAAUAAUUACCUAUGUAUUGUUUGAAUUGUUGCUUCUUUUUCAAAUGCAAACAAAUUUCUUACGCGAUUCAUAAGGACUUAUGAAAUUUACGGGUUAAUAUUAAUUUGGGGUUUGUUUUUUUUUCUUUUUGGAUGAAUGAAUCAACGUGUGAAUAAAUGAUGAUCGUUGCAUAAAGUUGAUCUACUUCGCGUAAUAAAAAAAAAACUUAUCAUAAAAUUC
Molecule: messenger RNA, 2253 nt
Organism: Rhizophagus irregularis DAOM 181602=DAOM 197198
Lineage: Eukaryota; Fungi; Glomeromycota; Glomeromycetes; Glomerales; Glomeraceae
Source: RefSeq, a predicted model, not a curated record